Cylas formicarius (sweet potato weevil) is the source of this 4160-nucleotide messenger RNA. It is a transcript of the gene Trm1, whose product is annotated as tRNA (guanine(26)-N(2))-dimethyltransferase. Gene Ontology annotation, molecular function: RNA binding. Gene Ontology annotation, biological process: tRNA N2-guanine methylation. NCBI's taxonomy places the organism in Eukaryota, Metazoa, Arthropoda, Insecta, Coleoptera, Brentidae. The record is from RefSeq and is a predicted model, not a curated record. The coding region runs from base 2234 to 4072 and encodes 612 amino acids. The transcript has 8 exons. Gene Ontology annotation, cellular component: nucleus.
GUACCGGGGUUAGUUUAAGAUACGCGAGGAGAGGGAUGCAGUAUAUAUAUAAGAAAGGAACUAAACUAUCUGCAAAACGAUAAGCAUAAAGUACAUAUUCAGGACUGCAGUGUUGAACUGCUUUAUCUACCAAAGCAGAAGCUUACAUUUAUAGGCAUCGUGAACUUUUUGCCACUGAGCUACUGGAACAACAAAAAAAUGGAUGUAUUAUUGUAGGAGUUAUGAACUUAGAAGCAAUCACAAGCUAUCAAUAAUUAUAAAAACGUAAUAAAAAUGAAUGGCUUUAAAUUCGAAAACAUAAUACUGCCAACUAGACAAACUAAUACCACAGCAUGUAUCCUAGAUCACAUAAUAACAAAUAAGACUUAACAUGCGCAAUCAAACUGGAGGACAGGGACAUAAUGUACGUAGAAUUGAAGAAACUGAUAAUUAUAAAGAAGAAGGAAACAUUAGAAAGAAGUUACCUAAAUGAAGAUAAGUGGCUCAAGAGUGUACAAGAAAAAGUGCAGCAAAAUGAACCAACAACUACUGGAUAACUAAAGAAUACCUAACCAAACUUAAGGGAAAAGACAAGCUGUACGUUAGAUGGAAAAAAAUGAACAACGAAUACUGUAAAAACGAAUAUAAAAAAGCAAGAAAUGAAUUAAAUAACUUAAGAACAACGCUCCAGAAACAAUACGCUGAAAAGAAGUUUAAUGAAGCAAAAGAAAACUCUAAGAAGAUAUGGAAGAUUUUAAACGAAAUAGCGAACACAAAGGAAAACAAAACCGAAAAAAUACAUCAAAUAAUUAAUGCAACUGCACAACCGACUAAAGACGAUAAAGAAAUAGCUAAAGAAUUUAAUAUACACUUUUCAAAAAUUGGAGACACUUUAGCCAACAAAAUAAAGCAACAUUCCAAUACCAAUUUUGUAGAAGAAGUGGUGGCUAGCAUAUUUCUGGAACCAAUAACGAUCCUAGACAUAAAGGAAACGAUUAACUCAUUAAAAAAUAUUUGUGCCCCAGGCAUCGAUGGUGCAACAAAAAAAGAUCUGCAAAAAAGGAGCGCACUACGAAAUGAAUAAUUACGGGCCAAUCUCUCUACUUAGCCACUUCAGCGAACCUACUGGAAAAAAUUAUUAAGGCAAGAUUAAUAAAAUUUAUCGAAGCUAAAAUUAAUUUUGACAACCAUCAAUAUGGAUCGGUUGUUGAUAUGCUGGAAUUUAUGGCCAAGAACAAAUAUGUAAUAACAGUGUUUGUCGAUCUUCAAAAGGCGUUCGAUACUGUCGCUAUUAAAUAAAAUGAGACUUCGUGUGGUGUGCUAACAGUUGAUUAAAUCCCAUUCUACGGCCAGAGAGCACUGCACAACAAUAAAUAGUGAAAGCUUCCAACGUCGGCAUUGCCCAGGGAUCGGUAUUAGGGCCACUACUGUAUUCGUUGUAUGUACAAAGCAAGGUACUUCAAAUUUGCCGACGGCACUGCAUUAGUUUACUCGGGUGAUAGUGCGGAACAGCUUGAAGGACUUGUUAAUAAAGAUUUACAGCAGUAUUUUGAGUGGUAGUUAUAGCACAGAUAACAGACUUUCCUUAAACGCCCAAAACACAGUUUACAUGAUAUUUAAACAGACAGGAAAAGCCCCUUGUAACCUAAAUAUAAAAAUAAACGAAGCGGCACUCAAAAAAGUGUGUGAACAAAAUAUCUAUGGCUAACUAUCUCUGAAAAUCGAACUUGGGAUAAACAUAUUGAGACUGUAAUCGACAAAACCAAAAAACAGCUGCUUUAUAAUAGCCUCGUAAAACCACACCUGAGAUACUUUAUACCUUAUUUAAAAAUAUGUGAACUUAAGAUAUUAGAACAAACAAAAUUAAUUUACUUAAUGCCAAACAAACUGAUUAAAACAAAUGUGCAACUGACUAAAAAUGGACCGUGUUACAGCUACAGUACAAGAAGCAAUUCUAUUAAAGCGCACUACCAAGAAAAUGUGUCAUAACCGUAAAGACUUUAUAAGAAAAAAUAGAAUAUAAACUUAUAUUAACAAAAUAUUAUAUUUAAUUUUACUAGAAUAUUAUAUAUAUGCUUUCAGUCACGUUUUUUGUAAGUAAGUUUUAUUGUUAACUUUUUACUUAAUUACUUAUUAUAAAAUUAGGUUUAUAUGGCAUUAAAGACUCUGCACUAGAAUGGAUAAAGAACUUUUUAUCUGAUAGAUCUCACCAGACUAAAAUUAAUAAUAAUGUUUCUAAUCAUAGGGAUAGCAGAUGGGGGUACCGCAGGGAAGCGUGUUGGGUCCGCUAUUAUUUAUUAUUUAUAUGAAUGAUAUGCAUCAGGUUUUAAAAAUCUCCUUUGUUAACUUAUUUGCUGAUGACACGCUUAUUUCAGUCUCUGGAAACGAUUGCAAAGAAAUAGCUACCAAACUGAACACCGAAAUGCAGUACUUCUACGAAUGGCUGUGUCAAAAUAAACUGAAAUUAAAUAGAUCCAAAACCAAGUGCAUGGUUAUCGAUUCUACGGUUAACUGUCAAAAAUGUUAUAAGUCGGGGUAUUCUGUGGAUAUACAAGACGCUAAUCGUGUAAAAUUCUUAAGAGGCUUUGGCUCAAUGGAAAAUUGCGUUGAGCAAGAAAUAGUAGAAGGUUCAGCCAAAAUACUGACCACUGGUAACGUAUUUUAUAAUCCCGUCCAAGAAUUCAAUCGAGAUCUUAGCAUUGCAGUUAUUAGAACAUAUGAACAAAUUUUACACAUAGAAAAAAAUGAGGCAAAGGGGAAAGAAUAUAAGGGACUGUCUAUUUUGGAAGCAUUGUCGGCAACUGGUUUAAGAAGCAUCAGAUAUGCACAGGAAAUACCAGGCGUUAAGGAGAUAAUCGCUAAUGACCUGUCAAGGAAAGCUGUAGAAGAUAUAAGGACAAACAUUAUCAGAAAUCAUGUGCAACAUAUAAUAACUCCAAGCCAUAGUGAGGCCACGAUGCUAAUGUAUGAGCACAGAAAAGAUAAUCUAUUUGAUAUCAUUGAUUUGGAUCCAUACGGAUGUCCAUCCAUUUUCUUAGACUCGGCAGUGCAGUCAAUCGAAAAUGGGGGUCUGUUGCUGGUUACUGCCACCGAUAUGGCCGUUCUGGCAGGAAACUCCCCCGAAACCUGUUAUAGUAAGUAUGGAUCUGUUUCGUUACGGAUAAAAAGUUGCCAUGAAAUGGCCGUCAGGAUAUUGCUACGGUGUAUUGAGUCACAUGCAAACCGGUAUAGCAGAUAUAUCGUGCCCUUGUUGUCUUUGUCGGCAGACUUUUACAUUAGAGUGUUUGUAAGGGUCUACAGUGGUGCUCAGAAAUGCAAGCAUACAUUGAGCAAACUGGCCUACGUAUACCAUUGUACGGGAUGUGAUAAUUUUACGCUGCAGCCACUGGGGAUCACGAAAGUGAAUGAAAAAAAUAAUCAAGAGAAAUUUUGUCUUCCCGCUGCUUCUAAAGUGCCCGAAAAUUGUGAUAAUUGCGGAGGAACUAUUCAUAUAGGGGGACCGAUUUGGGCCGCGCCCAUACACAAACACGAUUUUGUCGGUCAAGUGUUGAACAUUGCCAUGCAGAGUUUAAACACAUUUAAACGAAUUCAAGGUGUAUUAAGCGUAAUCUGUGAGGAGUUGUCCGAUGUACCUUUGUAUUAUGCCGUGGAAAAGCUCGCCGGUACAAUCCACGUGGAGACACCGCCCAUGAUGAGUUUAAGGUCGGCCAUUUUAAACGCAGGUUACGAAGUGUCCUACACUCAUAUGAAUAAAACUUCAUUCAAAACAAAUGCCCCGUCGAGAGUCGUGUGGGACAUAAUGCGCUGUUGGGAGAAAAUCCACCCGGCAUCAAAAAAACGCAUCGCUCACAAUCAAAUAGCCGUGACUAUUUUAGGGCAACGGCCAGAAAAAGAAUAUUCUUUCCAGGAUCAUCCCGAAGCAAAUCCAGAGUCGAAGAAAAGAGGUUUUCUACGUUUUCAGAUGAACCCUUUGCCAUUCUGGGGCCCUGGUUCUCGGGCAACGGCAUUACUUGGCCAAGGGAAAAUCGAGAAAAGCGUGAAAAAUCAAGGAAAACGGAAACGAGAAGUAUCGGAAGAAAGUGCAACGAAAUAAAGAGAAAAAACCUUAGAUCUAUUAUAAGUUUUUUCAAAUUGACAGUGCUGUAACUUUAAGAUUAAAACAUUUUCAUCAUUAUAAUCCU